AUGCUGCGCGUCCGGGGAAUUUCAGGUGAAGAGCUUGCCGCACUUCCUGUGGAGGAGUUCAGCGACGUGCGUGCCUUGAAGAAGCAUCUGCACGCACAGCUUGGCUUUCCACCUCGCUUCAGGAUGGUGCCAAAUUUGGCGCCCCUGGACCUGCAGCUGGUUUUGCUGACUUUCAUCGAGGCGUCUUUGAUGCAAAGGGAGGAGCUGCUGGAUGCAGCGAGAAUCGGCGAUGCAGUCUGGGUGGAGAGCCUGUUGCAACUUCCCAUGAAUCCCAAUCAGGUUGAUGAUGUUGACGAUCCGCCUUUGUUGACUGCAUCCGCCUAUGGCCACGCUGUGGUCGUGGAUUUGCUGUUGGAAGCAGGUGAAGACGUGAACGUGGUUGGCUUCAACAGCAACAAUGCACUCAUUCAUGCAGCAAUGCAUGACGAGCCUGAAGUUGCACGUUUCCUCUUAGUGGCUGGGGCCGACCCAGACCAAACCAACGACGACGGCGAGACAGCUCUGACAGUUGCAUCGCGGAAUGGCUCCGUCGAAGUAGCACGAUUGCUGGUGGAGGCCGGUGCUGAUAAGAACACGGUGAAUUUGAAUGGCUUUACUCCUCUUCAUGUGGCGUCUUACGAGAACAGCGCUGAUAUUGUGCGCCUCCUGGUGAAGGCACAUGCUGACACCAACGUGCUUGACGACGAGGGCUGCACUGCUUAUGAUAUUGCAUCUGUAGAGGGACACGCUCAGAUCGUGAGUAUGCUGCGUAGGAAGCAGCGCCGUGUGAAUAAAACACGAGCGAGACGCAAACACGGACGACAC
Molecule: messenger RNA, 804 nt
Organism: Symbiodinium pilosum
Lineage: Eukaryota; Dinophyceae; Suessiales; Symbiodiniaceae
Source: the annotation of a GenBank genome assembly